GUUGGUGGCUGCUACAGCAUCUGACUGGAUAGAGAUGGGAGCCCUGGGAGCAUCUUACUUGCCCAGGGUGGGUGGCACAGGCAUAGGUGCCAUGCCUAUGGGAUGACCCUGGAUCAUGUCCCUGUAGUGCUGAGCCUCUCUUGACUGGCUGUCACAGGUUCUGCACACCGCAGCUCCCCAUAACAAGCACAGAUGUCCUGGUCAACCCAGGGUGUGGGGGGGGGCCUCUUUAGGAGAGUGUGGGGCUGGAGAGGUGAGUCAGGGCCAGAAAGCAGGAGGGUGAGCUCAUGGCAAAGCUGCCCCAGUCAUGUGGAGCAGCCACAGCUGUCAGUGCCCUUGGGCUGUGGGACAGAGAGGCCAGCAGCAUAAAGCCCCACAGCCAGCAAAGCCACCGGCAGCACCGGGACACAGGACUGGGAACUCCCUGCCCCUGGUAGCAAGAAGAAGAGGACACAUCCAGAGCACAGGACUGUGCACUGCAGGCAGACAUGGAGCUGGAUGUGGAACGGGCCAAGGAGCUCAUCGAGCAGAAGCUGGCAGAGGAGGAGAAGGAGGAGAAACUCAGAGGAGAUGGAGCACGGGAGCCACCGGCCGUGGAGCGGAUGAACACACCUGACCUGGAGGAGGAGAAGCACCAUGGGCCCAGGAACUGGGGCCUUGAGGCCAUCAAGGGCCAGGAGAAGGUGCGGAGGAGCUCCAUGGAUCUGAGGCGGGAGAUCAUCGACGUGGGGAGCAUCCAACGGCUCAUCGAGCUGCGCAAGCAGCGCCGGCAGCGCCGGGCAGAGCGGGCAGCCACCCCCGAGCCCGCUCCACCACCUGAGCCCCUGGAGAUUGAUGGUCCUGUGGAGCCAGAGACCUUCCUGCGAGCUGCUGUCCAGGGCAAGAUGCACAUCAUCGAGAAGUUUCUGGCAGACGGUGGCUCCCCUGACACUUGUGAUGAGUUCCACCGCACAGCCCUGCACCGCUCCUCGCUGGAGGGACACAUGGAAAUCCUGCAGAAGCUGCUGGACACUGGGGCCACUGUUGACUUCAGGGACCGGCUGGACUGCACAGCCGUGCACUGGGCCUGCCGGGGUGGGCACCUGGAUGCUGUCAAACUGCUGCAGGACCGCGGGGCAGACCUCAAUGUGAAGGACAAGCUGCUCAGCACACCCCUUCACGUGGCCACCCGAACCGGACACCUUGACAUCGUGGAGCAUCUCAUCCACUGUGGGGUGGAUAUCAAUGCCCCAGACAGGGAGGGUGACACAGCACUGCAUGAUGCCACACGGCUCAGUCGCUACAAGAUCAUCAAAACGCUGAUCCUGCAUGGGGCUGACAUGAUGGCCAAGAAUGAGGCUGGCAAGACCCCGACAGACCUGGUGCAGCAGUGGCAGGUGGACACACGUCAGGCGCUGGAGACCAAAGAGCAGCCACAAGGGGAGAUGGAGGUCCCUGCAUGAUGGCACCAGGCAGGGACCAGGGGCUGGGCCCAGCUCCAAGGAGCGGGAUCCAAACAAAACUUGUCUGUGUCAAUAAAAGUCA
Molecule: messenger RNA, 1524 nt
Organism: Melozone crissalis (California towhee)
Lineage: Eukaryota; Metazoa; Chordata; Aves; Passeriformes; Passerellidae
Gene: ANKRD2
Product: ankyrin repeat domain 2
Exons: 9
Coding region: 489-1442 (317 amino acids)
Biological process (GO): regulation of transcription by RNA polymerase II
Cellular component (GO): nucleus
Molecular function (GO): RNA polymerase II-specific DNA-binding transcription factor binding
Source: RefSeq, a predicted model, not a curated record